Molecule: messenger RNA, 2160 nt
Organism: Phytophthora sojae
Lineage: Eukaryota; Oomycota; Peronosporomycetes; Peronosporales; Peronosporaceae
Exons: 1
Coding region: 1-2160 (719 amino acids)
Source: RefSeq, a predicted model, not a curated record
AUGUCUGGGAAGAUAAAGAUUUCUGGAACCUUUUCGCACUAUGUGGACCUGUCGCGAUGGAGCUUCGCGCUAUGGUGGUCGAUCUUGCUGGUUGUGCACGCAGUAACUUGCGGAUACAAUGCGUCGUUCGCGCUCUUUUACCGAGAACUGCACAAUACGUACUUGUACCUGUGCCUCGAUUACUCAGGAAUCGGAAUGCCAGCGCAGUAUCAUCAAGUAAUCUCUCUGGUAAAUGCUGCCUUGGCUGCCGUACAUUGCGGAUGUAUACUGCUGAUGGUUGGCGGGUCACUGUGGCGUCGUGAGUUAGUUUUCUCUCCUUGGAGAAACAACAAAGUCCAGGACCUCGAAUCAAGCAAGCUGUUUUUGAAUGACAAAGCCUCAAGAUUGAAGGCCAAACAUCCAGCAGCAGCAGAAGUGAAACCUCGAUUGUCCCGGAUGUACUCGCAGGUGUUAGGCCGACGAGGUUUGGUCGGAGUUGAAGGAACGAACUUCCACACGAUUCUUAUCGCUCGCGAGCUCGUGGAGACGACACUCCAAACGAUUCAAGCAUACAGAAUGAGCUGCUUACUACCGCGUAUGCUGCUGAAUCGUUUCUACCUGACGCUGAUUGUGCUGAAUUGCUGGUCGUCGGUACUUGUCUAUUCGCUGCUGUUCAAGCGCAAUGAGGCCUACAAGCGAUUUACCUAUCUCAUGUGCGACUGCGCUCUCAAUGUCGUGUCCUGCAUCGGGGUGCCGCUGAUUGUGGUGUUGAGCUAUUUGGGAGAAUACGACUGGGAACACGGCGGGUUUCUACUAGAGAAAUGGUAUGAUGACGAGUGGUCUGCCCGUGUGCUCAACGAGUUCCAAAUGGUGCUGGUGGUUUCGUGGAGGGACUUGGCUAGUCGAUCGAUCUUCUCGAUAGGCGUGUUCUUUACGACCAGCAAUCUUAAGGACCUCUUACGCAAGGCACCUGGUAACAAUCUGAGACGAGUUGGACCAGUCGUUGGGUCUGAAGCCACCGAAGUCGAAGUAUUUAGUAGCAAAAGUCUCGAUGUUGUCCCAAAGCCAUUGACGGGAAUGAUGGAUGCGCGCAAGUUCUCCAAGGGUAAAACAUGGCGUGCGAGUGCGGAGCACAGAACAUUGCACUUCGUUUAUGGACUGUUCGCGUUGUGGGGACUGGUGAUAAUUGCUCUGCAUGUACACGCUUCAGUCCAGCCCAAACUGCCACAAUGCGUCUUGCAAGUGCACCCCUGGGCUGUUUCGAAUCCAGCGUGCUACCUGGCCGUUCUAGAUUGCCACCGGCUUGGCAUCUCUGGCAAGAAAGAAGAAGUGGAGGCCAAGUGGAACGAAUUCGACCGAUCCACAGUCGUCACUUUGGUCAUUCGUCACUGCCCAGCGCUAGAAGUUCCCGACUCAAUUGGCGACUUCCACAUCACGACCGGCGUCAAGGUCUACAACUCGACUAUCAACGACUGGGGCGUCUCUGCCGCCCUCACCAACACGAACCACCCGGAGCUGAUUUGGUUUUACUUGGUCCGUGUCAACUUAACCGACGGUAUAUUGCCUGCGGGAGCCUUGUCCACCGACUUUCCGGGCAAAUUGUACGACCUCGAGUUUACCUAUACGAAUAUUCGAGAGCUGCCAGAUGACCUGGACUCGAGUUGGCUGAUUGGAACGACGGUUUACUUCGAGUACAGCGAGCUCACAAGCAUUCCGCCUUCGCUCAUGCGAUUGGAUCCGUACAGCAUCUCGUUUGUCGGUAGUCCUAUUGCUCAACUUCCACCAGAGAUUUUCGAGGUCGCGGAUAUGGUGUACAUGUACAUGGCGGGGAUACCAAUCCAGGAGCUACCUCGCAAUGUGGCGAAUAUCUCGCCACAACUGGGGUAUAUCUACAUGGUAAACACGAACAUCUCUUUCUUUUGGUCAUGGGCUGACCCACUCGUGGAGAGAUUAGCGAGAAUCAUCAUUGCUGGAUCUCCAUACUGCACCGAGCUCGAAAAGAUUAAGAGUGGAGAAGCGUCGGGGUUUAGCUCUCCAUCGUCGCCUGAGUAUUCGAGGAUUUUGAUGGAUCCGUCCGAAGCAAACCUGGAUAUCAUUUCUCAGGUCAUUUUCUGCGAUGAGCAGCCUUUGCUAACCGUCUACCCGAUCGACUUCGAGGAUAGUAUUAGCGCACUUGCCUAG